Molecule: messenger RNA, 3036 nt
Organism: Fibroporia radiculosa
Lineage: Eukaryota; Fungi; Basidiomycota; Agaricomycetes; Polyporales; Fibroporiaceae
Exons: 17
Coding region: 1-3036 (1011 amino acids)
Biological process (GO): protein ubiquitination; ubiquitin-dependent protein catabolic process; DNA damage response
Cellular component (GO): cytoplasm; nucleus
Molecular function (GO): ubiquitin activating enzyme activity
Source: RefSeq, a predicted model, not a curated record
AUGUCUACGAGUACGAACAUUCCGGCAGCGAUGGACAUAGAUGAAGCCGCGAUCGACGAAGGUCUCUACUCUCGGCAGCUUUAUGUCCUCGGGCAUGAAGCCAUGAAGCGUAUGGCUGUAUCUAAUAUUCUCAUUGUUGGAGUCAAAGGCGUAGGAAUUGAAAUAGCGAAGAACGUUGCAUUAGCGGGAGUAAAAUCGGUUACGAUCUAUGAUCCAGACCCAGUGCAAGUGCAAGACCUAAGCAGUCAAUUCUUCCUGCGCCCCGAAGAUAUUGGGAAGCCUCGUGCUGAUGUUGCUGCGAUGCGGUUGGCAGAGCUCAACGCGUAUGUCCCAAUCCGCAAUCUUGGUGGACAGCCAGGUAAAGAAAUUACCGUGGAUAUGAUCAAGGGCUUUCAGGUCGUAGUCCUAUGUGGAGCGAGUUUGCAGAAGCAAUUAGAGAUCAAUGAUUGGACUCAUGAGAACGGCGUUCAUUUUCUCGCAGCUGAAACUCAUGGAUUGUUCGGCUCGGCAUUCAAUGACUUUGGACCUAAGUUCACGUGUGUGGACCCUACUGGCGAGCAGCCUCUCAGCGGAAUGAUUGUGUCUAUUGAACGGGAUGCAGGAGGACUUGUCACAUGCCUUGACGAGACCCGCCAUGGAUUGGAGGACGGGGAUUUCGUCACAUUCACAGAAGUGCAAGGAAUGGUUGAGUUGAACGGCUGUGAACCUCGCAAAGUCUCUGUGAAGGGGCCGUAUACUUUCACCAUCGGUGAUACGUCAAAUCUGAGUGAGUACACGACAGGUGGGAUAUUCACGCAGGUCAAGAUGCCAAGAAUCCUCGAAUUUAAAUCUCUACGCGAAUCGCUGAAGUCGCCGGAAUUGUUCAUUACCGAUUUUGCUAAAUUCGAUCGACCUGCUACCCUUCAUGCUGGCUUCCAAGCACUAUCUCAAUUCCAAGCUCAAUAUCAACGCCCUCCUCGUCCGCGUAACGCGGAGGAUGCCACCGUCGUUGUUGCCCUUGCGAAGAAGCUAGAUGCGGACGUAGAUGAGAAGAUAAUUACAGAGCUCUCGUAUCAGGCCACCGGUGAUAUCUCACCGCUAGCUGCUGUCAUUGGUGGUUUCGUUGCUCAGGAGGUCUUGAAAGCAUGCUCGGCUAAAUUUACCCCUAUGGUUCAGCAUCUCUAUUUCGACUCACUAGAAUCUCUCCCCAACUCACUUCCCACGGAAGCUGAUUGCCAACCUAUUGGUUCUCGAUAUGAUGGCCAAAUUGCGGUUUUUGGAAAGACAUUCCAGGAGAAGAUAUCCAACCAUCGCCAAUUCUUGGUCGGUUCGGGUGCUAUCGGUUGCGAGAUGCUAAAGAACUGGAGCAUGAUGGGUCUUGCGUCAGGUCCGAAAGGUGUAAUUCAUGUCACCGAUCUAGACACGAUUGAAAAGAGCAACCUCAAUCGUCAAUUCCUAUUCAGGGCCAAGGAUCUGGGUAAAUUUAAAUCCGAGGUAGCUGCUGCUGCCGUAGCGGACAUGAACCCGGACUUGAGAGGCAAGAUCUUGACCAAUCAGGAACCCGUCGGGCCAGAUACCGAAAAUGUCUAUGGGUCCGAUUUCUUCGCCAAUAUUGACGGCGUUACAAAUGCGCUUGACAAUGUAAAAGCUCGCCAAUACAUGGAUCAGCGAUGUGUUUUCUAUUUGAAGCCUCUUCUUGAAUCUGGUACACUUGGAACAAAAGGCAACACGCAAGUUGUUAUUCCUCAUUUGUCUGAGUCAUACUCUUCGUCACAAGAUCCCCCGGAAAAGGAGACGCCGUCAUGUACAGUCAAGAAUUUUCCCAACGCAAUACAACAUACGAUCGAGUGGUCACGGACAGAGUUCGACAAUUUGUUCGUAAAACCGGCGCAGGCAGCGAACUCUUACCUAUCAGAGCCGAAUUACCUCGAGAACAACCUCAAAUAUUCUGGCCAGCAGAAGGAGCAGGUUGAACAAAUUGUUUCUUAUCUCGUGACUAACAAGCCUUUGACAUUCGAGGAAUGCAUCGUCUGGGCCCGUCUGCAGUUCGAAGAACGAUAUAACAAUGCCAUCCGGCAGCUGCUGUUCAGCUUACCCAAAGAUGCCGUAACGACUUCAGGCCAGCCCUUCUGGAGUGGCCCCAAGCGCGCCCCCGAUCCGUUGACAUUCGAUUCCAGUGAUCCUACCCACCUCCAAUUCAUCAUUGCUGCGGCCAACUUGCACGCAUACAACUAUGGCCUUCGCGGGGAGACAGAUCCUGCAGUUUUUAAGAAGGUUGCUGAUGCGGUCAUUGUGCCGGAAUUCACCCCAAGGAGUGGCGUGAAGGUUCAAGUGAACGAGAAUGAGCCAGUACAGCAAGAUUCGGAUACUGGCGACAUCGGUGACGUUAUGAAGCAGCUGCCUGCUCCGUCAUCUCUCGUGGGUUACCGUUUGAACCCCGUCGAGUUUGAGAAAGAUGAUGAUACAAACUUCCACAUUGACUUCAUCACCGCUGCUUCCAACCUUCGGGCUAUGAAUUACAACAUCACCAUAGCUGAUCGUCACACCACGAAGCAAAUUGCUGGCAAGAUCAUCCCAGCUAUCGCCACGACUACGUCCCUUGUAACAGGUCUAGUGUGCUUGGAGCUAUAUAAGAUCAUCGACGGCAAAGACAACCUGGAAAGCUACAAGAAUGGCUUCGUCAAUCUUGCACUUCCAUUCUUCGGAUUCUCUGAGCCGAUUGCAGCGCCCAAGAAUAAGUAUGGAGAGACGGAGUGGACGCUCUGGGAUCGUUUUGAGUUCCACAAUGAUCCUACACUCAAGGAAAUUGUGAACUUCUUCCGGACCAAACACAAUCUGGAUGUGACCAUGGUCAGCCAGGGCGUUAGCAUGCUGUGGAGUUCUUUCAUCGGUAAGAAGAAGAGCGAGGAGCGCCUGCCAAUGAAGUUCAGCAAGCUCGUCGAGAGCGUCAGCAAGAAGCCCAUUCCCCCUCACAUCAAACAUCUCAUUGUUGAGGUCAUGGUGUCCGAUGAGGAGGGCGAGGACGUUGAGGUUCCCUUCAUCGUCGUGCGCUUAUGA